ACAGUAUGGACACCUGUUGCUAAGCUAAUGUUAAGAAGCGUACGCAUAUUCACUCCCGGGGUAGUGUGGAAUUACAUAACCUGUCAUAAGGGCGAAAGGGCUGAAGGAGUAAAAGGCUUUUACUAAGUUCACGGAGAUACAUAGAAUUAGAAAUAAGAAGAAAUGACAGAAAAGUUGAUUACACGGAAAUCUAUUAAUCAAAAUAUAACCAAACUUGAUUUCCCCUGGCCGUCCCCAAUUUUGACUCGGUCAUAUGAAAUUCUGCGUGAAAUUGAACAGGGUGGAAGAAAAGAAUUUCCAGAAGUAUUGUUGCUUCAUGCAGGAAAUCCCCAGGAAGUUGGCCAAAAGCCACUCACAUUUUUUCGACAGGUGAUUUCAGUAUGCCUAUACCCUGACCUAAUGGAAGAUUUAAAUCUACCAUCUGAUGUCAAAGAGAAAGCUAAACUUAUUUUACAUAAUUGCAGAGGACAUAGUGUUGGUGCAUACAGUGAUAGUCCAGGGAUUGAGAUUUUCAGGCAAGAAGUAGCUAAGUUUCUAGGAGAGAGAGAUGGUGUUCCAAGAGAUUAUAAUAACAUUAUUUUGUCAUCUGGAGCUACUGAUGGCAUCAAAUCAAUUUUAAUGAUACUGAACCAUUCCAAGUCAGACAAGCCCCCUGGAAUAAUGAUCCCUCUACCUCAGUACCCUUUGUACUCUGCCCUUGCUAGGGAAUAUGGGAUGUAUGAGAUUUGUUAUUUUCUUGAUGAGGAAAAUGAAUGGGCACUGAGUAUACAAGAACUAAAACGAGCAAUUAAUGAAGCUAGAGCUCACUGUGAACCAAGGGUUUUGGUAGUGGUCAAUCCAGGAAACCCAACAGGCUCUGUACUUACCUAUAAGAACACUGAAGAUAUUGUGAAAUUUGCACAUGAAGAGAAAUUAUUUCUUGUAGCUGAUGAGGUAUACCAAGACAAUGUUUUUGCUGAAGAUGUGAAUUUUCACUCUUUCCACAAAGUCAUGAGCAAGAUGGGACCACCCUAUUCAGACAUGGAGCUUGCAUCUGUAAUGUCUGCUUCUAAAGGGUAUAUUGGAGAAUGUGGUAUGCGGGGAGGUUGUUUGGAAGUUUUUAACUUGGAUCCAGAUGUUCAAAAAAUGUUGUUCAAAGCUGUGUCUGCUCAUCUCUGUCCUUCUAUUCUUGGCCAGAUCAUGAUGUACUUGCUCUCAUCACAACCCAAACCAGGAGAUCCUUCAUUCCUUUUAUUUGAAGAAGAAAAGAAUGCAAUUUUACAAAACAUGAGAGAAAAUGCAACUUUUCUAACUGAAGCUUUGAACAAAAUUAAAGGAAUCAAAUGCAAUAAAGUUGCUGGAGCCAUGUAUGCUUUUCCUCGGCUGUUAUUGCCACCAAAAUUCAUUGAAAAAGCAAAGUCUUUAGGUCAAGAGCCUGACUUCUUCUAUUGUAUGGAACUAGUGGAGAAAACUGGAAUCUGUAGCUUACCAGGAAGUCAGUUCCUACAGAAACCUGGUACUUAUCAUAUAAGGAUGACGUUUUUGCCUCCAGUGAAAAAUAUGAAAGCUAUGGCCAUACGACUAAAAGAAUUCCAUCAAAAGAUUUUAGCUGAAUACAGCUAGGCUCUCUCUAGUACAGCAAAAUACACUUGUGUGAUUAUGUGAGAGUAUGAUAAAUACUCCAUAGUUGUCAUACAUAUGUCAGUGAAAAAAUCUAUCUAUUCAGCUGACCAGUUUAUCAUUCUAUACAAAGAUUUCAGCUUAAGUGAGGUGUGUGUGUAACUGACAUUGUAACAAAGGCAUUGUAUCUCUGUGGACUGUUUGCCUAGGUAUCUUGUAUAGGUGUUUUUAGUUAAAAUGGAAGAUGAAAUAUCAUGGAAGUAUGCCCAUGUUUCAAAGCUUUAUCCAUUUUUAGUAACAUAUUUAUUAUAGAAACUUGACAAAUUUUAGAGUAAUUUUACAUAUCAGUAUGCUUUUUUUCUGAAUCUAAUUGAUGGGUAACAUUCAGUAAACUCUAAAAAUUAUGGCAACAUCAAAAUAUAAAACUUAAAAGCUUACACUUUCAGAUGACUGAAUUAGUUUCCCGAGUUGAGUUAAACAUGACUUCAAAUGAGCAUUUCGUAAGACUCUUAUUCUUCCUCAAAUCUCAGUUCGAACUACACACUGACUUAACGUGUAUGGUUAGCUGUACUGGAAAUCAUACCUUGGCAUGUAGGUAAGAAGACAUUUAUUAUAAUUGAUGGCCACCUAAAGUGGAUCCAACAUGUUUCUUUUUACAGCAAGGACAUCUAUUUAUGUAUACAGAUUUGAAAAUAUAUCUGAUUUGUGUCUUAUGUAGAGGAACCUAUAGCCCCACCACACACACACACACACAGUCAAUAUUGCUCUGUUUAUAACUAAAUUAUUUUUUAUUUAUAUUAUAUAUUUUAGGACAAUAAAGUCUAAGUAGGAGUUGACAUAAACGUUGAACAGUAAACUGGUAAUUUAUGCUGUUAAAUAAAUAUUCAAAGUAAAUUUUCUUAUUAAAAGCAUUUCUAGUGCUAGAACAUUCUAGUUAGAGCAAAAUGAGCAUAUUACUUUAAAGUGUGAAUAUAUUAAAUAAAAGAGAGCUUAGUGGCUGAUUAUAUUAGUAUAGCUAUCCCUCUAAUACAUUAAUUAAAUAAAAGACAGCUUAGUGGGAUAAUUAUAUUAGUGUAGCUAUCCUUCUAAUACAUUAAUUAACUAAAAGACAGCUUAGUGGGUUGAUUGUAUUUGUGUAGCUAUCCCUCUAAUACAUUAAUUAAAUAAAAGACAGCUUAGUGGGAUAAUUAUAUUAGUGUAGCUAUCCUUCUAAUACAUUAAUUAACUAAAAGACAGCUUAGUAGGAUGAUUAUAUUAGUGUAGCUAUCUCUCUAAUACAUUAAUUAACUAAAAGACAGCUUAGUGGGAUGAUUAUAUUAGUGUAACUAUCCCUCUAAUACAUCAAUUAACUAAAAGACAGCUUAAUGGUAUGAUUAUAUUAGUGUAACUAUCCUUCUAAUACAUUAAUUAAAUAAAAGACAGCUUAGUGGGAUGAUUAUAUUAGUGUAACUAUCCCUCUAAUACAUUAAUUAACUAAAAGACAGCUUAGUAGGAUGAUUAUAUUAGUGUAACUAUCCCUCUAAUACAUUAAUUAACUAAAAGACAGCGUAGUGGGAUGAUUAUAUUAGUGUAACUAUCCCUCUAAUACAUUAAUUAACUAAAAGACAGCUUAGUGGGAUGAUUAUAUUAGUGUAGCUAUCCCUCAAAUACAUUAAUUAACUAAAAGACAGCUUAGUAGGAUGAUUAUAUUAGUGUAGCUAUCUUUCUAAUACAUUAAUUAAAUAAAAGACAGCUUAGUGGGAUGAUUAUAUUAGUGUAGCUAUCCUUCUAAUACAUUAAUUAACUAAAAGACAGCUUAGUGGGAUGAUUAUAUUAGUGUAGUUAUCCCUCUAAUACAUUAAUUAACUAAAAGACAGCUUAGUGGGAUGAUUAUAUUAGUGUAGUUAUCCCUCUAAUACAUUAAUUAAUCAAAAGACAGCUUAGUGGGUUGAAUAUAUUAGAAUAUGCUGCUACAGAGAAAAGAACAAACUGUUGUGUAUAGUGUGAGAUAAUUUAUUAAAUUUAUAUGCUAGUUGCUUAGUGAACAAGAUGCUAACUCUUGUUUCGUUAUAUUUUUGCAAUAUCGUGGAAUGAUAAAAGUAUUUAGUCUUAUUUCAUUUAAUACACAUUAAGUCAGAAAAAGAUUAAGUAAACAAGUGCCAAAUACAAUAGUAAUCCGUGUAUCAUGUUUCAGUAAAUAUAUAUGAUUUUUAUUCACAUUUUGUAAAACUCAAUAAUGUUUUGUUCAUAAUUUAUUGCUUUAUUUAUUUAUAUAAUAUAAUAUUGCACAAACAUUAAGUUUUUCUGCCAAUACAGAUUUGAUAGCUAAAUCUAUGAAUCCUAUUGCAUUCACAUACAUCUCAAGUGAUGUAGAAAUAUUUAUCACUUUUGGGUGUGUAAUGUAAUUUAUUUGAUAGUUUAUCUGUCUUGUUGUGGUAUGUACAUCAACGAAUAGGAAAUAUUUUAGUUUUAUUGUUAUUGAUCAGAAUCAAUAUUUCAUUCCAAACACUAUGACUUGUAUAUUUAUAUUUAACCUGUUUGAAUAAGAUUUUGGGAAAAAAAAUUGGGAUGCUUUUUAAUAAAUAUUUUUUAAUUUUACAAUGCAAAAAGCUUAUAUAACAUUAACCUUUUAAGGCUUGUUAUGAUGAAACAUAUUAAGAACAGUAAAAUGCUGAAUAUUUUUACAUUUUAUCAAGCAUCUUAGUUUGAGUUUUCUAUUUUCACUGCUGUAAUCACGCAAAAUUAAAUCUAGGCAUUUAGUUUGUAAAAGAAAGACCAGUAUUUUAGAUAGUUAUUUUAUUUAGUGUAGUUUUAAUGAAGUAGUAAAAAAUUCAGAAGCAAAAUAUUUUUGAGAACUGAUGUUACAUUUUUUUAUUGUUGUUGGUAAUAAAAGUUGACUAGAUUUAUUAAAAUGAGAAUAUUUUUUAAACUUACUAAAAAUCCCAAAUUUCAUUUAAAAUGAGGAGAGAUUUAGUCUAGUUGUCAAAUAUGAUUAUUACUUAAAGGGAUUAUAACUUACUUGUUUAAACAGUUUUCUAUAUAAUUAAAAGUAUUUUGAUUAAAUUCUAACCUGACAACUGCACCAUGGGAGAAUUGUCCCCCCUGGACAACUGCCCCUGCAGCCAUAUCUUAUUAUAUUAAUAUAACUCACUAGAAUAUGAAAAAAAACUUACAUAUUCCUUAUUAAUUAUCUAAAACUGUUUAAGUAGAAUAAAGUAACACAGGUUUCAUGUUAAAUUUUGUUUAUUGUAAUGAAAUAUAAAUGUUCAAGUAUAUAAAGUUAUAUAAAGUAAGUAUAUUAGAACUGUAAAUUAUGAGCUGUUCCUCUCAAAAAGUCCAAGAAAUUGUGGUUUUGAAAAUCUUCUAUAAUGUUUGUUAUUCUGGCAGUUGAUUCUGGAGGAAAUAUGUCACAUUUCUUACACUAGGGAAAAUUCAGGAUUUGUUAAUAUAUUGCCUUAUUAAAUUAAGAACUUAAAACUUGUAUUCCAUUAAAAUAUGGAUUGUUAGCAACAAUUUUAUGCUAUACUAAUUGGUAUAACAUAUACAAAAAGUACUUUAAUUAAAAUUUGAAUGUAAGUCACAAAAACCUUGUGACAUGCGCAGUAAAGGAUAGCUAGGUCAAGAGGGUUAAAUAGUUUUAGAUAAUUCGUUCUUCUAUAAAAUAUAUGCAUUAUUUUUCCUGUUUUAGUCAGUUAUAUUAACAUAAGAAGAGAUGGCUGCGGGUGGAAGUUGUCCUACAAACAGUUAAAUAGAUGAUGCAAACGUGUAUUAGAUAAAGCUUCUAAUGUAUAUAAUAGAAUAAUAUAUUGCAAGUUAUUUUUGUUGUUUAUUUUACUGUUUGAAAAUUCCGUAUGUUAUUUUAAAAGUAAAAAUUUAAAGAAAUGACCAGGUUAUACAUGCAUACUUUGUUGAGAUUUUUAUUUAUGAAUGCACUCAAUGUACAAGUUUAGUUUAUAGUUUAUUUCCUAAGUCGUUCUUUGGAAUACUGUGAAUUGAACUUUGUAAUUGGUAUGUCUUUUAUAGUUGUCCAGACGGAAAGUCAGUGAUACUUAUAUACAACUAUUUUGAGUAUGUUCUUAUUUUUGUUGUAUUGAAUUUAUAUAUUUUAAAUAAUGCGUUUCUAAUUUUGUGGUUGACUUCUGUUGUAAUGUUAUUUGGUGUACAAAUAAACAUGUUUGUGUGGAGCA
Messenger RNA from Limulus polyphemus (Atlantic horseshoe crab), 5765 nucleotides. RefSeq names its product alanine aminotransferase 2-like. Bases 163 to 1602 code for a protein of 479 amino acids. The record is from RefSeq and is a predicted model, not a curated record. The transcript has 13 exons. NCBI's taxonomy places the organism in Eukaryota, Metazoa, Arthropoda, Merostomata, Xiphosura, Limulidae. Gene Ontology annotation, molecular function: L-alanine:2-oxoglutarate transaminase activity; pyridoxal phosphate binding. Gene Ontology annotation, biological process: biosynthetic process.